CGUCUCCACGUAGCCCACUUCGAGAUCUUCCCACUCACCCCUACACCUGCUCAUUCCAUCAUACCAUCAACGGCCAGCACUGAGAACGGCAGUCACGGAGGGGGGGGGGGCGCCAUCCCCGCACACUGUCUGGCCAAUCUUCCGCUAUGUCCGUCUCAGGCCGAGUCCAUGGGGCCCAGAAGGCCCAGCCAAUCGUCAUAGACGACUACGACUCAGACGAGCUCCCGCCCCUCAAGCUCGUGCAAAAGACGCCCAGUCGUCAGGCCUCAAGCAAGAGCAGCCAAGGCAGCUCUGCUGACAAGAGGAGUCAAGGCAGUACGAGCCAACGCUACUAUAGUCAGUCUAGCCCUAUCCGGGGUGAAGCCAGUGCACCCCUCUCCACUUUGAAUACUAAUGAAGCAGGUGGGAACUCGCUUCGUCCGUUUCGGCAGGGCGCAAAAUUCGGUUCUCAAAGCAGCUCAGGAUCGGUAGACUUAUCAGCUCCAGUUGCGUCCCUAUCAAGCCAUCGAACCCCGAAGAGAGAACGGGGGGACAUCAUUGUGCUCUCCUCUGACGAGGAGGACUCUAACAGAUCACGGGCGCCGCCCCCUCCGAAGCGCCGGAUCGUGAUCGUCAAGAAGCGUCAUAAUACUCGCUCACAGAAAAUUGAAGCUGAGAACGAAGUCCUGCCAACCGCUACCGCGGCGAACGGCGAUGGUAGUGCGGACCCUGUUGCGAAUGGCAGUCAGAACGCUUCGCUGGAUGUCAAGCAUCAGACAGUCGAAGGCGCACUGAUCUCGGCCGAGAGACAAGAUGAUUCUCCCGCAGUCUCAAGUCUUCAAAAGACCGAAGAAGAGGCCGACGAGCUGGAGCAGACAGAGAGGGACAAAUCUGAGACAAGUCUCACUUCUGAAAAAGAUGAAAAGAAAGACUUGGCAGCUGUACCGCCUGAUUCCGCCGGGGCCCCAUCAAUCGUUACCGAACCUGGCGUGAACGCGAAUGUUGGGAUUUUGCCAAGGGAUAGUAAAGCACUGCUUUGGAACCCUUCCGAGCAGCCCUCCGCUGUUGCAGGGCCGUCUGGCGGUACUUCGUCGCAUGUGACCACAACGGCUGACGGCGCCGCCAUAGCCCCCGGCUCUGUCGACCAGUCUUGGGCUGCCCCCCUUGUCGACCGCGGUCCCGAGAUGCCUGGCGCAUUUAACUCAGCUCCUACUCUGCCAUUCGGUGACAUUGCUCGCUUCGACGAAGAAGCUGACGCUGCAGCCCCUCUCCCGUUUCCCUCCAUAUGGGCACAAGCAAUUAAUGGGCUAUCCACGCUGACCGGUACGGUCACUGACGAGGGAGCUACAACGGCAGAUGCACUGGGUCAAAUCUUCCAAGCCGACGAGGAAGCUAUUGCAGACAUGGCGAAUCUCAAGCCAUGCUCUGCAGCUGCCUUACAGCAAUUGAAAGAAGCUGGCUUGAAAACAACCCUGAAAAAUCAUCAAUCUUCUGGACUCAAAUUCCUCGUCGAUUCAGAGCAUCGGCAGCUACCUCGCCUUCGGGAGGGUGACGUUUGCCUAUGGGUUGCGCGAAGAGGAUAUCGUGGUGAUAUCACCUACGUCAAUACAGUGUCGCAUGAUAUGGACAAGAACCCUAAGAUGCCCCGAGGAGCUAUUCUAUCAGACGCCAUGGGCUUGGGAAAGACGCUGACCAUCCUAGCUUUGAUUCUUGCGCCCGAUGACGGAAAAGGUAUCAUCGACGCACCUGACUUAGGGAAGGGCAAAGCUUCGGCUUCUGGCAACAGCACCAAGUCAAGCCCAAGGAAAGAGGUCAAAGCGAAGCCACGAAAGAAGCGUCUUGUCAUGCCGACUAUGGGCACUCCUCUAGACUUGGAUUCUGACAUUGAAUGGAGUAGCUCUUCCGGGGACGAGUCCGAAGACAGAGAGGCGGCGCAGAAGAAGCUGCCUACCCUCAUUGUCUGCCCUCUCUCAGUCGUGUCUAAUUGGGUGGGGCAGGUCAAGACUCAUCUCGAUGCAAGACAAUUUCGUAUCGGAGUCUUUCAUGGUGCGGAGGGGCUCAAGCUGCAGAAGGAGAAAAAUUGGUCCAAGUACAACGUCAUUGUCACCACGUACGAUGUCCUCUCGUCUAGCUACCGACACCUCGCACUUCUCAAGGGGCACAUCAAGCGAGAAGUGGAUUUCGAGCAGGAGGAGCGAGUGUUACGGAACAGUCUAGACAAUUACGAGAAAUUCGUCUUGCGGGAGCAGGGCUCUUCUGCUCUUGCCGCCGCGAAAGAGAGAUCGGCGCAGCGCCUCAAGGAACUCAAGCAAAAACAAGCAAAGCUUCGCCUGAUUUGUCCUACGAUGACUGGCAAAACAGACGAGAAGAAGAAGGACAUUUGCCUUGAUCGCGCUCGCAAAUUUCGAAGAAACAGCAGUGAAGCGGUCAGCGAAGAGCAGUAUCCUGUGAUCGAGAAAGAAGACGACUUGCUCUACUGCUGGUCUGGCAAGGUGCGAAAGCCCGAGAAUGAGAGACUCAUCCACGAAGAGUGGAAGAGAGUCGUCUUGGACGAAGCGCAUGUCGUGCGCAAUCCAUCGACGAUCGCUUACAACGCCGUCUUGGCUCUCAAAGCUGAGCGACGGCAUGCUGUCACUGGCACGCCUCUCAUCAACAAGACGAAUGACAUAGGCAGUCUGGCUGCCUGGAUCGGUGUGAGCCCUUAUGCCGGUCAGCCUAAUCAAGGCUUGUGGACCAAUACCGUCGAGAACAGUAUCAAGAAGCAAGAGGCCUUUGGUAUCCGCAUUCUGAGAUCGAUCACAAAAUCUCUGGUCUGCUUGCGGACGAAGGAGAUGCGAAUUGAUGGAAAGGCACUCGUAGAGUUGCCACCUAUGAAGAUCCACAGCAUGCCUCUCGAGCUGAAGCCGGAUGAUCGCAUCUUCUACGAUAAUGCCGAGAUGGCACUCCGUCAACGCAUCGUGCAAAUGGUAGAAGACGGCGAGCUUGACGGCAACCAGAGCUGCAUUCUAGUCUUCCUGGCGCGCAUGCGUCAGCUAGCGAACGAUCGAAGGUUGGUCCCCGCAGACCUGAUUGAUCGUAUCUUGGAUGCAGACCUGUCAGAUGGUCUGCCCGCACAGCCAGGCAGUGACGAGUCGUCCUCACUCUCUCAAGCGCAAAUCGAGGUGCUUCAGGAGAGACUCGGCUCGGCAGUCGACAUGUAUGAAGACUGCCCUAUCUGCAUGGAGGCAUUCACCAGGGAGAACGAUCCGGUCAUUACUUGGUGCAAGCACAUCUUCCACCGUGCCUGCAUUGAACAGUCCAUAGCCAGCAACCCAACCUGUCCCUUGGAUCGAUAUCCUCUGGUGAGAAGCACCAAACUCAUCAGUCUUCCCGUGGAGGUAGAGCCUCAGGAGCUCUUGCACAGCGAAGGCUCAAUAGAUGGGAUCAAGAUCGAUGCUAUCAUCGAAAUCACACGGAUGGUCGAAAUGAGCGGGGACGACAAGAUCAUUGUGUUUAGCAACUUCACAAGUCUGCUCAGGCUUGUAGAGAAGCGACUCGAGUCGGAGAAUGUCCCUUUCGUCAGCUUCUACGGCUCUCACACCAAAGGCCAGCGAGAUGCUGCUCUCGCCUCUUUCGCUAGACCUCUUCCCAAGUUUUUCAAUCUGGCACGAUCAGCAGCUAGCGGAUCGGCUGCUGCUGGCCCAUCUUCAGGCAGUACUCUUCUAGAUUGGCUGGACAGAGUAGACCUGACACUGCCAACAACAGGCUCAGCGCACAGCAGCGGCGGUUCCAAAUCUACGAGCAAAGCCAUCCCUCGUGUCAUCUUAAUGUCGAUCGGCGCGGGCAGCGUGGGCAUCAAUCUCACUGCUGCCUCUCAUGUCAUCCUGGUAGACCCGUGGUGGCAAUCUGCCAUCGAAGAGCAAGCCUUUGCGCGAGCUCAUCGUCUUGGUCAGACGAAACCCGUCAAUGUGUACUGUCUCAUCAGCGCUAGGACUGUCGAAGAGCGAGUCAUCAGUAUAGCACAGGAAAAGGCGCGGCUGUCCAGCUUUGCCCUGCAGGGUGUCACUUUCAAGGGCAAAGCACUCUGGAAAGCCUCGGACAAUCAGCAAGCACGUUUGCGUGACCUAGGAGCCAUGUUCGGCAUGAACGACGAAGAGAUGGCUCGUAUCUCCAGGGCCAAUCGACUACGCAGGUGAAGAAGGUUUACUGCUUGAGGGCCAUCGAAGCUUCCGCAUCCCGUCACUAUCACACACCUCACAUAGGGCCCUCUGUCUCUUCUAGGGCGCGUCUCCUACCCCAUGUAUAUCACAUUCCCCCCGUGCUACCUGUUAAAUUCCAACUCGUGUAUUCUCUUCUCGGGUCUCUCUCUACCUCUGUCGUCCUUUAUACCAUGCAUUCAGCUUAGCUUGAACUCGGAAGUGACGAGGGCGUCGAAAAGAUGAAGCGUCGAUGUUUCUGUUCGUUUUUCCUCGCCCUCGUUGCCAGACCUGGACAAGGUAGUAGAGCCCUUCGAAGGUCGU
This is a messenger RNA of Microstroma glucosiphilum, 4478 nucleotides long. RefSeq lists its product as hypothetical. Gene Ontology annotation, molecular function: ATP binding; ATP-dependent chromatin remodeler activity. Lineage: Eukaryota; Fungi; Basidiomycota; Exobasidiomycetes; Microstromatales; Microstromataceae. The record is from RefSeq and is a predicted model, not a curated record. The coding region runs from base 147 to 4154 and encodes 1335 amino acids. The transcript is spliced from 2 exons.